AUGACCUCAUCUGUCAAUAACCUGGCAGAGGCCAGCAGCGCGUACGCGGGUUUUAGAAUCAACACCGAUUUAAAUCAGCACUCGGAUGACGACGAUGAGUUUCUUUCAAGUGCGAGUACGACUUCUGAGGGGGUUCAAGAGCAUCUCCUGGAGUACAAGCAACCUGCAUUAGAAUCUAUGAAUUGCCAACAGGGGACCCUGUGCGACCCCACAGCAAUAUCAUCUUCGAACAGCUUGCGGGCUCAGGAAGUUGAGAGGUCCGGGGUGGAACCGGUAGAAAAUAACUUCGUACGCGAUGGCAAAGCUCUGGAGGUUAGCCGACGGCCUUUGCAUUUGCUUGACCUACCCAUGGAUAUAUUGCAGGUAAUCAUUAAAGAAGUGACACAUACCAACGACCUCACCUCGCUAGCUCUAACAUGUUCCAGUCUGCAUGCUUUAGCGAUUCCUCAAAUGUAUUCUCGGUUUGAUAUCGUAUGGCCAGAACCAAUGUCACCGUCUGUCCAUCCCACGGGUGUCGAUGCUCUUUCUUACGGAUUAGCAACAUUAGUAAUGGGCGAAGAUGUUUUUCACGAGCUUCCUCCACCCCAUCGUCCCGUUGCGCCCUGCCAUCACUGCGGCUGUAGCGCCCAGCAUGUUCAACACGGCCCCCGACUUGAGGCAGAUGGCAUACGGAGGAUACGUCGAGGGAAUCACUAUGCGCAGUAUACACGCAAAUUUUCUGUGGGCAAUGGGCCGCCAGAGUGUGUCCAAGAGUACUCUGUGACGAAAGAGACGGGCAAAAUGCUGGGAACUCUGGUAGCGCUGGCAAUCGCUCGCAUGAUAAACCUAGAGUCUUUCAUUUGGGAUAUGCCGACUGGCGUUUUGCGGGACGUCUGGAUAGCGCUGUCAUCUCUAGCAGAUCGACCGGGACAUGACUGCCGUCUGGAACGUGUUUGGGUUCGUUGGCACGAUAACUCCAUGAUACGCAUAGUUCGGACACCAUCAGACAUGACACUACCGGGCAUGCCGUCUCCCUUCAUCUCUCCAUCUGCUAGAUCAACGCGUCUACAAAAUUACGCCCAUGUAGAGUAUCCUACUCUUUCGAUUUUACCCCCGCUGAAGAGCUUAAGCGUUCUCGAUAUAGAUGAGUCAUCAUAUAUCGAGGAAAUGGCUGUACUCAUUGAGCGCUCACGAGGGCGCUUAAAAGAACUACGCAUCGGGAUUUCCUCGAGAGUCUACCAAUACAAUUGGUUAAAAGCAUUAGGAGGCUGGUCUCCUGUACAACAAGACGCGUCCAACCCUGUGGUGUCCGGUUGGCCUAAAGUUGGCGGUGUACUCGGUGUCCUCCUGGGUAAUCCCCACACUCAAUUUCCCUUUGAACUAGCUGCCGAUCAGCCUUCCUCGAAAGAAGUGCAACCGGGUCAGCAUGGCAGUCACCAGGGGCUUAGCGGGACGGUUCCGCCAGCUGGGGAUAUUGCUAGUAACGGCACUUCUAAUGGACAUUCGACUACACAACUUCCGGAUACGGCACCUCUAGAGCACUCUCCCAAAACCACCGGCGCUUCUAGGAUAGAUAGUGUGACAUCUCCCCAAGUGACCGAGGAGCCAUAUCCCACCCAACCACCGAGACCUGGAGAUCUACCAGAACCAUCAAGCAAGCGUGUCGGCAUCAACAAGCCCUUUGCAUCCGCCUCAGCGACUAGCCCUAAGUCUGACAGAUUGAAGUUGGAGGUCUUGGAACUAGAGCGCGUCUCUUUGUCCAUCCCAGUCAUGAUGCACGCGAUCGAUUGGACCCGGAUCACGACCCUGACAAUCCUUCGCUGCGAUGGUCAUGAAAAGCUCUGGAGGGCGCUCCGUCGCCAGUUUUCUCCGUCCGCGGCACUGCGCGGUAGUCCAAAACCAGAAAAUAAAGACAUAAAUAGCUCAUCCUCGGAGUACUCUCUAAAGCUCAAGCAUAUUCACACAGAUGCUGUAUCCCCAUACCUGUUACUCUUUAUUAAGGAUGCCAUUGCGCCUAAUACACUGGAGACCUUAUUUUUACAUGAAGCCCCGAUGUACGACUCUAUCGUUCAUGUUGACGCUAUCUAUCGAAAUGUGAUCCGUAACCAUCGAACAAGCUUGAAACACAUCUUAGUUGAUAGCACAGAGCGGUCACCUGGUGGAAUCGAAAUUAGCACUAAUCGCUGGCGUAAGUGGAUGUUCACCCGGGAAAUGAUCUCGUUCAUUACUAGCGGCCGUAUGCCGCGGCUGCGCGAACUAUCGAUGACGAUGCAUUCCAAGGACUGGCACUACUUUCUCCAGAGGCUCCCUAAUAUGCCCCAGUUACGCGCCCUUCAUAUUCCUCACAUCACCAAUCCUAUUCACCGAGACCCGAAGGAACUCGCAUUACAGAUCCUUGAUAUUAUCACUAUUCGCACCGAAGUUGGAAUAAGCUACAUUGGAAUGAUCAAUAAGUGCUACGAAAUCCUUGAGGGCAAGCGUGGUGAGAAAGACGAUUUUGAUGAUGCGGACGACAGCCCCAGCGAAGGCUUUGUGCCAGGCAGUGAUGACUGGGCACCGUCUGACACAGAUGAUGAUGAUUCGGAUGACGGCGGCGCCGGGAGCGCCAUAGAGUCAAACUCAGAACUCUCGUCAGACGACCACAGUUCGUCUGAUGGAUACGACUCCGAUCUCGAGAGCAGCAAAUCGCGCGUGGCUUUUCGGCUACGGGAAAUUCUAUUUUAUGAUGAUAAGAUCUCCAUCUUCAAGGCACGACAUGGAGUUCUAUGA
Molecule: messenger RNA, 2748 nt
Organism: Aspergillus pseudotamarii
Lineage: Eukaryota; Fungi; Ascomycota; Eurotiomycetes; Eurotiales; Aspergillaceae
Exons: 3
Coding region: 1-2748 (915 amino acids)
Source: RefSeq, a predicted model, not a curated record